Rubroshorea leprosula is the source of this 912-nucleotide messenger RNA. The record is from the annotation of a GenBank genome assembly. Lineage: Eukaryota; Viridiplantae; Streptophyta; Magnoliopsida; Malvales; Dipterocarpaceae.
ACCUUCCUCCUUCCUUAGCCUACUCAUCCUUCCUCUUUCUUCUUGUUAUUCUUUUUCUCUAUCUUCUUCCUUCUUUUUCCUCUCUAAAUCAAACCCAUAUCUGGGUUUUUCUCAAACAUAAUGGCCACUGGCUCAAAAUUCAUAUUCCGACGAUAGCCGAACACACACCUCACGUUUUAUAAAAAUUUGGAAGAAAAACAACACACAGUCGCCAAAAUCUUAUGGCAUUUGGGUUUCUCAAUUCUUGAUCUCAUUAAGUUGCACCUACCACCUGAAUCCCAAUGAUUUUUGUGACUCUUUCGAACCCUAGCUUCGGCAACUCCACACACUUUCUUGGAUAUUAACACCUCCAAGAGUUUUAUCUACUAGCCAUCCGACUUUGGUUCUCUGCAAAAUCCCUCUCAAGAGAGGACUCUUUUGGUUUCGCUCAAGUUUUUUACUCACUUUUAGGUUUAUUCUUUGAGAUUUAAAAAUGUCAAACGAUUCUCAUGGCGCUAAAUCUCGAGGCCUUCUCUGCAACGCUGGUGCUGGCAUUAUUGUAGCAAUUAUCUUGGAAGCUGGGAAGGACUUGACAUUCAAGUCAGAGUGUCGUCACGGUGAGCAACAGGAGAGUUGUCAUGACGAUGUGGUCGUUCACCUCAUAGCUGAGAGCUUUUACCAACCGAUCACAAAGGAAAUAAAGAAAGAGCCACAGGGCCAUCAUGAUGAUGAAGACAAUUAGGGAAAUGGGGUGCCAGACCAAGUUGAGGAAAAUGAGGAACAGGACAACAAUCACGUAGUUUGUGCAGAAGAAUGCGACAUUGGUUCUGAUUCGUUGUAGGGAGACAUUGACGUUAGAUGGGAAGUUGAUGGAAUUUAUACGGAUCAUCUCCUUCCAUGGCUGUCGUGUUUGAGUAAAACCCAGAUUUGGGU